AUGAGCAGACCAACAAAUGUUCAUUACCAAUCUGGUCUCUACGGAGGAAACAACAAUAGCAGCUCUCCUCUCUCCAGCCGUGGAAAUUCUCCCAUUGUGUGUGAACGAUGUGGGGAGGUUUGUCGUGGAGAGGUGGUGCGUGUAAAAAACAUUCAUUUCCAUGUCCUCUGUUUCACCUGCCAAGUGUGCGGCUGUGAUUUGGUCCACUCGGGCUUCUUCCACCACUCUGGCGAGUACAUCUGCACAGAGGACUACCAGCGGCUGUACGGAACCCAGUGUGACAGCUGCGACCAGUACAUCACCGGGGAGGUGGUGUCUGCCCUGGGGAGGACAUAUCACCCGCAGUGUUUCGUCUGCAGCGUCUGCAGGAGUCCAUUCCCGAUCGGAGACAAAGUAACGUUCUGUGGGAAAAAGUGUGUGUGUCAGCAGUGUUCACGCUCUCUGAGCAGUGACAAGCCCGUCAAGGUCCACGGACCAAGCUACUGCGCGGGCUGUGGGGAAGAGAUCAAGCAGGGUCAGUCCCUGUUGGCUCUGGAGAGGCAGUGGCACGUCAGUUGCUUUAAAUGCCGGACAUGUGGCUGCGCGCUCACCGGGGAAUACAUCAGCAAAGACGGGGUACCGUACUGCGAGUCUGACUACCACAGUCAGUUUGGGAUCAGGUGUGAGGGCUGUAACAGGUACAUCAGCGGCAGAGUUCUGGAGGCGGGGGGGAAGCACUACCACCCCAGCUGUGCCAGGUGUGCCCGCUGUCGUAUGAUGUUCAUGGAGGGAGAGGAAAUGUACCUCACAGGCUCAGAGGUUUGGCACCCAAUGUGUAAAGAAGCAGCUCGGCUGGAAAGAAAACUGAGGCUGAGACGCACCUCUGAGACGGCGUCCAUUUCUCCCACAGGCUCGUCUCCUCUGCUGGGCUCCCCCCACCGGCUCAUCUGCUCUAAGGCUGACAGUGAUGUUUUGGACUAUAAACAGCUGGCAGCUCUGCCCAGGGUCAAAGCUAUAUACGACGUCCAGCGCCCUGACAUCAUCCCCUAUCAGGCUGACCACCCGCACUCCCAGCUCUCAGUCGACACUUUGGAGAGAUACAACUGUGGACAGUCGUUGGGAUCCUUAUCACCAUAUUCUCAUGAUCUAUUGGACAGCGUGGAACUGAGAACGAGGCGCUCCUCCAGCUCCGCCUUCACCGACUCCCCCACACACAGUCGCCACGGAGGGUCCCCGCUGCAUUAUUAUCUCCCCGGCAGCGAAAGUGGCAGGAGUUCACCCUAUUACAGUCAGCCAGAGCCCAGGUGUACCACACCCACCACCUCCACUUUCCAAGCCCCCAGGCAUUUCCAUGUGCCAGCUUCUGAGGACACAAACAUAUACAGGAAACCUCCCAUCUAUAAGAGACAAGAUAUACCAGCCUCGCCAACAGUGAAUAGGAGUAAGACCAAUGAGAAUCUCAUUCAUUCCAGUCGCAUUUCCACCGCUAAUUGUAACAACCUUUAUCACACGGACUCCAACUACUAUCCUUAUAGUGGCUCUCCUAAAGUCUCCAGGGUUAGGAGGUUCUCAACUGGAGGAGAGGAGGAUGGAUGGAAUCACAACAUAAACAGGGGGAUUGGCAGAAUGAUCCUGAAGGAAGAGAUGAAGGCCCGAUUAGGGUGUCACGAUAAUGACCAGUGGGGGAACAGACGCACUUCUCAGUGUAACAGCAAAGAAGCGCUCAACAAUCUGGAAUAUAGCUCCCUCAAUGGCUCUCCCAGGUCCUGCUGCAGUGCAGACAGCGCUCUGGCAGUAGGACCCGGGGGAGAGGGGGGGGCUGGGGGGGGUAAAGAGCGAACCGCCACCGAGCUGGAGCUGUUAGCCGCCGCCGUGACGGGCAGCCUUAGAAAAAGACGUCAACGGCUGGAGUGGAGGGGGGGAGGCAUGGAGUCCAGACGCCAGAGCGUGGCGAUGGAGCGACUUGUGAAUGAGCUCGGCUGCCUCCUGAAGAUGCUGGACCAUGAGACGGUCAGCCCUGCAACGGCUGACAAGAUGGCCUCCGUCCGUAACAUCAUGGACACCCUGCAGAUGUCAGUCAAUGGAUCAGACGUCUACAUGAACAGUUGUCUGUAUGGAAACGGAACUAGCUUUGUAGAGUCCCUGUUUGAGGAUUUUGACUGCGAUUUGCACAUGCUCAGUGCAUCUCCAGAGGAGCAGAAAGAGCAGAAAGAUGAAGCAGAAAAGACUCUUCCUGAUAAAUCUACACCAACCGACACGCCUCCUCCCCUCCCAGCUACGCCCCUACCCGAUGACUACUAUGAAGAGGCAGUUCCUCUGGAUCCUGGAUCCACCCCACAGUACUUCACCACCAAUAUGAACCCCUCUAGGAACUCAGUGGAAGAUGCUUACUAUGAAGAUGCUGACAAUAACUACCCCAUCACGAGGAUUAAUGGCCCUCCCAAGAGCUCCUACAAUGACUCGGAUGCAUUGAGCAGCUCCUACGAGUCCUACGAAGAAGAGGAAGAGGAGGCCAAGGGGCAGGACGCAUCUCAGACGUGGGCCUCAGUGGAAAGUCCAGAUGGACCGGUCAGAGACUGCCGCAUCUGUGCCUUCCUGCUGCGGAAAAAACGCUUUGGCCAGUGGGCCAAACAGCUAGUAGUUGUCAGGGACAACAAACUCCAGUGUUACAAGAGCAUCAAGGAGACCACCCCCCACACAGAGCUCCCGCUGAAUCUUUGCAAUGUCAUCUAUGUGCCAAAGGAAGGCCGCAAAAAGAGACACGAGUUGCGCUUCUCGCUGCCUGGGGGCGAAGCGCUGGUCCUGGCAGUUCAGAGUAAAGAACAGGCACAGCGAUGGCUCAAGGUGGUCCAUGAUGUUGGCAGCCAAUUUAACAACUCGGAGGGACUGAAUGGAUCCACUUCUCCCAUCAUACAGAGGAAGCUGGAGCUCGACAAGAUGCUGCAGUCUGACAGGCAGGCAUCGGACUCGGACAGUGGGCCGACAGCAGACAAUCAGUCCACCGGGCAUGGGCCGGGCCGGGACACUACAGACUCUCUUAGCAGGGGGAAGCGUGGCGCAUUCUCAGAGCUUACAGGAUCAAUGAGCCGAGCCGCAGGGAAGAAAAUCAAUCGAAUAAUCACCUUCUCCAAAAAGAAGCCCCCUUUGCCAGGAGACCUUCCCUUGUCUUCUGGCCACCAUGACAACCCCCGCUGUGGCUAUCUCAGCGUGUCUCUGAGUGGCUCUUGGAAGGAGCGGUGGUGCGUGCUUAAAGGUGGAAGCCUGUACCUGCAAAAGGACCCUGGGGACCAGCGGCCCCCGGUCAUUGUGGUGCCACUGAAGGGGGCAGAGGUCGUGCCGGGGGGGCUUGGACCUAAACAUCCUUUCUCCUUCCGCAUCCUGCAAGGGAGCAAUGAACUUGCAGCAUUGGAGGCCGGCUGCUCUGAGGAUCUGGGCCGCUGGUUGGGUGUCUUGUUUGCAGAGACUGGCAGCGCCACGCUCCCCGAAGAGCUGCACUACGACUACAUUGACGUAGACACACUCACCGACAUACGACACGCCGCCAGACACUCCUUCUUGUGGGCUACGUCCACCGCUGCCUCCACCAGCAGUGCGUCAGUAGACUGCAUAACGUAUGACGAGGUCUAUGAAAGCAUUGCGGAUGAAGAUGUGGAGAGCAAAGCAGGUCAGGUGAGACGUCAUGCGUCCUUCUCCAGCCGGGACUCGGAAAAAACCGAACAACAGGCUGCCAUUAAAAGACACGCCUCCAAUGUUAAUCAGUAUGGGCGAUAUGGGAAGAUGAGAGCAGAGGAGGACGCCAGGCGGUACCUGAUACAGAAAGAGGAGCUGGAGAAGCAAAAAGAGCAACUCAGAAAUGAGCUGAUCUCCCUCCGCAUGGAGAAGAAGGAAGUGAAGGAGGAGAUUAAGAGUGGAACGGGUUCAGGUCAGGGCGGGGAGAAGCGGCUGGCUGAGCUGGAGUCCUUGUGCAAGCAGAAGGAGGAAGAGAGGGUGGAGCUGGAGCUCCGACUGACAGAGGUCAAAGAAAACCUGAAAAAAUCACUGGCCAGAGGAGCGUUAGAUCCUCCCGCGGACACAAAGAUCAAUGUGAAGGCACCAGCAAGUAAGGCUGAGAAGGUUUACAAUGAGGCCAUCCCGGUCAACUCAGCAUCAGAGCUUCGCAAAAGACCUCCGUCUGUUUACGCCUCUUCCAAGGGGAAUGUCAUGCAGAAAGCAAAGGAGUGGGAAUCAAAGAAGGGGACCUAGACUGAACAGAAAAUGAUCCACCGAUGGAUUCAUGGAAAGUAUGACCUUGACGUAGGAGAACCAUCCUGCUGUCGGCAGGAUGAUGUGAAAAGCAGAAUGCAGGAAGAGACGGUUAUCUAGCACUAAGGAGAAGAAGACGAGAAGGAGGAUUCGGUCAGAGUAAAUUCUUCCAUCCUCACAUAUAUGGAAAAGCACAGACAGCUUGAUGCUGCCUCAACCACUGUAAAUAUGACAGAAUUGACUGAUAUACCGACUGAGUAUUAAUGGGAUCACUAUGAACAGUACAUAUAUACAGAAUCUCCAUGUGUGGUUGCAUGUGUGUUUACAUUGGCACCAGGUUGCAAAAAGUGAAUAAAUAAGUAUUGCGUAGACGUGCAUAGCAAAGGGAGAGUUUGGUAAACAACACUGUGAGUUCAGAGUUACCAGCAAUACUUCCUGCCUAAACCCACUGGUUUUUAUUGGUUUUUAAUGCACACGACUCACAUAACAAUUGAAAAACAAGUGAAAAGUUGUUUCUGUCAUCUGAAAUUCUAGUUAUUAGAGAGAAAAAGCACCUAAUAUGUCGUAUUUAUAUCUAAAAGAAGAAAAGUGUGACACUGUUCCUGCAAAUAAAUAAAUGUUUAUGGUCGCAAUGUGAAGAAAAAAAAACAGUUUUAAACCAUAACAUGGGUAUCUUUUUCAAAUAUGACUCUUGCACUUUAUCUUGUGUUUUUGUAUUUUAGAAUUCUAUAAAUGUUUUUGGAUAUUAUCAUUCAUGCCCCAAUGCAGCCAAAUCUUUAAAAAAAGAAAAAAAGAAUGCCUUUCUCAGCGCACUGUUGUGAAUAAAGACGCAUAUGUUGGAGUAAAUGAGUACUGAAAAGAA
Molecule: messenger RNA, 5083 nt
Organism: Menidia menidia (Atlantic silverside)
Lineage: Eukaryota; Metazoa; Chordata; Actinopteri; Atheriniformes; Atherinopsidae
Source: the annotation of a GenBank genome assembly